Aegilops tauschii subsp. strangulata is the source of this 2900-nucleotide messenger RNA. RefSeq lists its product as uncharacterized. Gene Ontology annotation, cellular component: cytoplasm. The record is from RefSeq and is a predicted model, not a curated record. Lineage: Eukaryota; Viridiplantae; Streptophyta; Magnoliopsida; Poales; Poaceae.
CAGGCAGGCAGGCCACCACGCGCGCGCCCUCCCUCCCUCCUCUCCAACCCCUCUCCUCCUCCCGUUCCCUCCCCCUCCCUCGCGCCGCGCGGAAGGCCAAGCGGGAGAAGGAGGCUUGGAGAUUUUCGCGGAACCCCCACCCUCACCCCCCUACCUCCCAUCAAGGUUUCACCACCACCACCCGUCCUCCACCAGCCUCCCCCGCAUCGCCGCACCAACAAUCCCAGUCGAGUCAUCCGCCCACCCCCACCCCACCCCACCGCCGCCGCAUUCGCAGGCGUCCGCCCCCCGCGUCCGCCGCAGAGUCGCCAAUCCCCUCCCGAGAGCCCCCGCCCCGUCGGCUCCCGCCGGCGCCGGUGGGUGGGGAUUCCGGUCCCGUGUUUAUUGCUCUGAUUCGGGCCCGGAUUCUCCCCGGAUUGCGUUUCCUUUGAUGGGGCCGCCGCCGCCGCUGCUCCGGCUCGGGGUCUGAUUCUGAUUCUGAUUCGGGCGGAAGGUAGAGAUUGUCGUCUUUUUAUUGAGCGCCCCCUGCCCUGGUUUCUCUGCCGCUAUUGGAUUGAUUUGGGAUCCGCGAUCGAGAUUGCUCCGUGAAGUUUUUGGUCCUAGGGAUAUUUUUUGACUGGCCCGGAUCAGGAAUAGAGGGUUCUCUUGCUGGGGGGAGGGAGAUCUAGGGUUGCGUCUUCUAUAGUUCUCUUUGUGCAUGUGCAUACUCCAUAGAAAAAAACACCAAAAAAAAGAGGGGGUGAGGAGGAGGAGUUGGAGGAGCAGGAGGAGGAGGAUUGGAGCGCAGGGGAAUUUGGAGGUUAUUAUGGCGCUGAAUUAUCCGUCGUGCUCAUUCUUGGUGAGCGACGAGUGCUCUGCCCUGAUGAGGGGGUGUGGAUGCUGGUCGGAGGAGGCCUCACCCCUCUCGUCCCCAGGGGUCAACUCCAGGCGCUGGGAUGAUUUCGAGCCCGACCCUGCGGAUCUAUUGCCUGCGGAUCCCUUCGGGAUGAACUUGGGGAACACCAUCACUGCAGCCAUCGCCAGUUGCCUCGACCUCACGGUCAUGUCUGGUGCAGGGCGUUUUGGAAGCAGUGACGGUGGCACGGCCGACUUGAGUUUUUACCUGAAUCAUGCUAUUGCCGUCUCCCGGGGGCCAUCAUCUUACCUCCCGGGUGGCUUCGGGCGUGCUUUUGAGGGGCCCUUUGUGUUUGGAGGCCUUUAUGAGGCCGGAGGCGCCAACUGCUGUCAAGGGUUGCCUCCCCUUGUGUCCUGCUCACGCUCAAUUGUACCUGGAGAGGAUCCAUCUACUUCUGGCAGUGCUGCAUUGUUGUGCCGUGAUGGAGUUGAUGCCAUGGGAGCGUCCUGCUCACGCCCAAUUGUACCUGGAGAGGAUCCAUCUACUUCUGGCAGUGCUGCAUUGUUGUGCUGUGAAGGAGUUGAUGCCGUGGGAGCGUCCUGCUCACGGCCAAUUGUACCUGGAGAGGAUCCAUCUACUUCUUGCAGUGCUGCAUUGGUGUGCCGUGAUGGAGUUGAUGCCGUAGGGGCGUCAUGCUCACGGCCAAUUGUACCCGUAGAGGAUCCAUCUCCUUCUGGCAGUGCUGCAUUGGUGUGCUGUGAUGGAGUUGAUGCUGUGGGAAGUGCACCACAUGACGGGAUGAUGUACGCUCUUGCCUAUCUUGGGCUUCGUGACAUCCUAGCUACAGAGAUGGUGUGCAAGUCUUUGCAUUCGUGGAUCCGCAGCGAGUUAUCGUGGAAGUGUAUCCACAUUGAACCGGUAUUGAGCGGGAAGAUCUCUGAUCCUGAUCUUCUAUUUCUGACACAGAAGAUUCCAGGUGAUUUGCAGUGUCUAAAUAUAAAUGACUGCAUAAAUAUCACCGACAAUGGUUUGAAUGCUGUUCUCCAAAGCAAUCCGACGUUAACAAAGUUGAGUAUUGCACGCUGCCCGCGGUUAACUUUGGAUGGCCUUAUUGCCAAUCUAAAGUCAUUUAAUAUGAAAGCAGUGUCGGGUAUUAAGAGCCUCAGAAUUGACAAAAACUUCAAUUUACCAAAAGAGGAUUAUGAGGAGUUAUUAUCCUUGUUGAGCAUCGACAAGAGACAGGAGUUGCACAACCGGGCUCCGCGAUUCCGUCAUUCUAAUCAUUUUUUAUUAGAUUGCAAUGACGGAUAUGCUCUUGAUAUUGAGAUGUGCCCCAUCUGUCAAAGUUACAAACUUGUUUUUGACUGCCCUGAAGUGGAGUGCAGUGACAAGAGAUCUGGCAAAUGCCGAGCAUGUGAGGUUUGCAUCAAGAGAUGCCGGCAGUGUGGAAGGUGCUUAGAACGAAAUGAGAAGUUUGAAGAGAAAUUUGAUCUGGUCUACCUUUGCUACAAGUGUCGAGGCGAUCCGGCUUCACCAUCUCUCGGUGUGGAAAAGGAUCUGGUCUCCAUUUUAUCCAGUGGAAGAAUACCUUCUCCUUGACCAUGGAGGAGCAACAGUCCAUGUCCAGCCAUUCAGCCAUCUUUCUUAGCAUUACUGAUGAAGGAAAAAAAAAAGAAAAAAAAAUAUAGUUUGCUAUUCAUGAAGGUGUGUGGUCGUUUGACAGAUGGUACAUUUGCUUGCAAGAAAAACAAAAAAAGAUGUUACUAAUUCCAGCAGAAAUAAAGGGAUGAUUCCCACUAUUACAGCCUCACCAGCGACAACGAGGGAUGUUUCUUCAUGGAGUUUGCAGUUCAAGAGUGUAUAGGUAGAGGGUGUGGUUGGUGUCGGUGUGUUGCUUGAUGCUGCAUCUUCCUGUGAAGAAGACUGAAGAUGAACUUAUUCCUUGGCUUCCAAGUAUAUUAUAUCUGUAUAUGCGUGACAUUGUAAUAGUUUGUCCUGGAUACGUCUUGUCGUAUGACUUGGUAACUUGUUUCAUAGAAAUAAAUAAAUCAAUGACUUCUAACUA